CCCGCGAUCCCUGACCCCGCCCACCCCUCCCGCCUCGCCUCCUCGGAACCCGAGCGAGGACCCCCCACGCUGCGAUGACGACGACCGAUCACGAUACGAAUCCCACGGCGGGCCAGUUCUCCGCAGAGUCGUACUUUGCGACGCAGCCGCCCCCCGCGCACCUCGAGCACGACAUCGCGGGCGUGCGCGCGUUCGUCGGGCGCCAGCGCGCGCUGGGCCGCAAGGUCGUCCUCGUCACUAGCGGAGGAACGACGGUCCCCCUGGAGCUCAACGUCGUGCGCUUCCUCGAUAACUUCAGCGCAGGCACCCGCGGCGCGACGUCCGCCGAAUACUUCCUCCAAGCGGGCUACGCCGUCGUCUUCAUGCAUCGCCAGUUCAGCCUGCAGCCCUUCAGCCGGCACUACUCGCACUCGACGAACCCCUUCCUCGACUUCCUCGACGUCGAGGCGCCCGCGCCGGGCGCGAGCGCGGACAUCCACGUGACGCCGUCGAAGCGGGACGCGUUGCGCGAGGUGCUCCGCGCGUACAAGCGCGCGCACGCAGACGGCCUGCUGCACACGCUCGCGUUCGUCACCGUGAACGACUACCUCUGGCUUCUGCGCGCCGUCAGCCAGGAGCUGUCCGUCCUCGGCCCGCGCGUGCUCUACUACCUCGCCGCCGCCGUCAGCGAUUUCUUCCUCCCGCGCCAGAAGAUGUCGGAGCACAAGAUCCAGUCUGGCAAGGGCAGUUUGCUAAUCGAGAUGGACCAAGUACCCAAGAUCCUGAAACCGAUGGUCGACGAAUGGACGCCAGACGGCUUCAUCGUCUCGUUCAAACUCGAAACAGACCCCGCGCUCCUGAUUCCGAAGGCGCGCGCCGCGCUCGAGCGGUACGGGCACCAGAUCGUGAUCGGGAACGACCUCAACACGCGCAAGCACGAGGUCGUCUUCGUCUCGCGCCCGUCUUCGUCGCCGUCGCCUCCUCUGCCCCCCGCCACCCAUCCCACCACCCCGGCCGCGACGGAGUCGUGGAUCCGCAUCGACCCGCACGCGGUCGACGCGCGCGGGCGGCCGAGAGAGAUCGAGGAGGACAUCGUCGCAGAGCUGGUGCAGCGGCACGACGCGUGGGUGGCCUCGAAGUCCUAG
Messenger RNA from Heterobasidion irregulare TC 32-1, 1124 nucleotides. RefSeq lists its product as uncharacterized. The transcript is spliced from 6 exons. Gene Ontology annotation, biological process: coenzyme A biosynthetic process. NCBI's taxonomy places the organism in Eukaryota, Fungi, Basidiomycota, Agaricomycetes, Russulales, Bondarzewiaceae. The coding region runs from base 75 to 1124 and encodes 349 amino acids. Gene Ontology annotation, cellular component: cytoplasm; nucleus. Gene Ontology annotation, molecular function: phosphopantothenate--cysteine ligase activity. The record is from RefSeq and is a predicted model, not a curated record.